This is a messenger RNA of Danaus chrysippus (African queen), 1233 nucleotides long. Lineage: Eukaryota; Metazoa; Arthropoda; Insecta; Lepidoptera; Nymphalidae. The record is from the annotation of a GenBank genome assembly.
AUGCCACCUGUGUUCCACUUGGAUGAUUAUGACGACUGCAUGAUAAACCCUCAAGGCUUGUACUGCUUUGUCGACGUCAACUUAGUUUCCGACGGUCCAAAUGAAGUCCUAGUUAUGAUACAAGAUCUAAAUGAAACUGAUUUGAUCACCAAUCAUCAUCUCCCGAUUGCUUUGGAAGGAUGUUUCAAUGAAUCCAUAUAUCAGGACUAUAGACUCAAAACGAGAGUAUCACACGUAUUUUGUGUCGAUAAUAAGAAGGAAGUUGUUCUUGACGCUGGCGAUAUAGCGCUGGGAGUGUUUAUAUUUAUUGUUCUAGCGUUAAACGUGAUUGGAAGUCUUUACGACGUUAUUUUGAUAAAAGGCAAUAAAAAUCAAGGAAUUAAGCCUUUGCUCUGUUUCUCGGUGCCACGUAAUUACAGAAUGCUUUUGUCUCACCACCAAAAAUCUGAUGUGAUCCUUUCGGAAGAACGUUUCGUUAUUUUCGAUGGUUUGAAGACCAUAACGAUGAUGUGUGUUAUCUAUUGUCAUUCGCUCAUGAUAUUUGCUUUUGAACCUGAAAAUCCCCAUCAUAUCGAACAGAUAAGUGUUGCCAAAGAGGUUGAAGACUGUCGACAAAAUGGUUGGGCAAACCUAUUGUAUAUAAACAAUUAUAUGGUUAAUUCCCAAUGCCUUGGACAGUCAUGGUAUUUAGGUGCCGCUAUGCAGUUAAGUAUAGUGGGCUACAUUGUUUGUAUAUUACCAAAGACUGUUAAGGUCAGAAACAUAGCGUUAACGAUCCUCUUUGUGAUUGGUAUCUUAACACCAGCAGUUCAUACUUACUAUCAAGACUUGGACGCUGUUCUCAUGAUUACACCUGAAACAGCUCGAGUCUUUGAAGGCAACCCAACAUUUAAUUAUGUAUACAGAAUGGGUCACACAAACAUCACGAAUUUCAUCGUAGGCAUCGUUUUAGGAUAUUCCAUAUAUCGAUGGCAGAAAACCGGAGAAACGCUACAAAGAUAUAAAAUUGAAUUCACAUUAGCAAGUAUAACAGUGACAUUUAUACUGUCAGUUCCUUUUUGGUUACUUAUGAAUACACCUCUCACUCAGCUGCUUAAAUGGUGUGUUGGUUGUUUGUUACAAAUGAAAGAGGAGCAUGAAACAGAAAAAAAGUCUAAAAUAGAUAAGAAUAGUGUUACACUUGAAGUAAAGAAUGAAAACCAAAGGGAAGUUGGUGAACAUAAUUCAUCAUAA